AUGACGAAUCAGGGAUUAGCACCUACAUCAAGCCGCCCAAUUGAGGCAGGGUCCAACCCCGACGAUGUCGAAAAGUCGGCGUCCAUGAAUCCGCCGAGCAUGGCUCCAACACCGCCAACUUCCGCAUCUAUCGGCGAUGAACUAGGCCUUGAGGACAAUCCAACGUCCCGCGACUUUGCCCAGAUCGCCCUGAUCAAGGAUCGCCUAGUCAUUCAGGACAAGUGGAUCUCCCUCCCCCGAUUCCAACGCGUCUUCUCCGUGUACCAGAUCUUGCCAGGGCCCGAGGCUGCCGAGUUAUGCAUGUUCUUUGGCUGUCUGUCUGCCGGCCGUAUAGGUGGCAUUCUCGCUGGAAUUGCCUUUAUGCUUCCCGGCUUCCUUCUUAUGCUUCUCGCAAGCUAUCUCUAUUCCCUCGCCGGCUUCGAAAACACGUACUUCAAUGCCUCCUUUAGAGCGCUGCAGCCCAUUGUAGCAGCAAUGAUUCUUCGGGCAACGCAUAAGAUUGCAGACCACUCAGUGAGGAAGCAUAACAGUCAAAAAGUCGACCCUUUUCUCAUCAUGGCGGCCGUUUGCACUGCUAUAAACGGCGCACUCCGCCUCUAUGGUGUCAUUUACGCCUUCGUUGCCCGCCGCUUAUGGAUUCCUGCCGGGGCCCUCUUCAUACUCCAGUACGUCGGCUACGCCAUUUACGUCGUCUUCCGCGGCGUGCCGUCUCCGGUCUCCCUCGCUCUUGGUAUUGCCAAGACCCCAUCCACCAUUAAUCUGUUCGUCCUUGGCUUGGUUGCAGGGAGUUUGUCAUUUGGUGGGGCAUACACUGCGAUACCUUUUGUUCAGGUCGAAGCCGUCCUGAUGGGCGGAUGGCUCCCCCAGAGCGUGUUCAUCGACGCCAUUGCCAUCGGCAACGUUCUGCCCGCGCCACUGGUAAUCUUUGCGACUUUUGUCGGAUUUCAGGGAGGAUAUGUGGAUAAGUCGCUCGCAAAUGCCUUCGCUGGUGCGGUAGUCAUUACGUUGGGCAUGUUCUUUCCGUGUUUCCUCUUUACCAUUGCGGGGCACAAUUUGCUCGAGAAGUUAGUUCGGAACAAGGUCCUCGCCAGUUUCUUCGACGGCCUCUGCGGCUCAGUCAUUGGUGUGAUUGCCAUCAUUGCGACGCAGAUCUUGAAAGCUAGCGUCCAGGGAUCCAUCGACAAGUUCAAAGACAAGCCCAUGGCAGAGGCGAUUGCAAUGACUGCUCAGGUCGGGCCUGCUGCAGUGCUUUACCUGCUUGCUCUGGCUGCUCUCUACAAGUUCACGAACAAGUACACGGCUCUUCUACUGGUGAUUUGCGGUGCCGUAGCUGGUCAAUUUCUUUUCGUCGUUCAGUGA
Messenger RNA from Ilyonectria robusta, 1359 nucleotides. Its product is annotated as chromate transporter-domain-containing protein. Bases 1 to 1359 code for a protein of 452 amino acids. Gene Ontology annotation, biological process: chromate transport. Gene Ontology annotation, molecular function: chromate transmembrane transporter activity. The record is from RefSeq and is a predicted model, not a curated record. The transcript is spliced from 4 exons. Lineage: Eukaryota; Fungi; Ascomycota; Sordariomycetes; Hypocreales; Nectriaceae.